Microthlaspi erraticum is the source of this 567-nucleotide messenger RNA. The record is from the annotation of a GenBank genome assembly. Lineage: Eukaryota; Viridiplantae; Streptophyta; Magnoliopsida; Brassicales; Brassicaceae.
AUGAUGAGCUCGAUCGAGCUGAGUUGGACCAAGGCUGGGAUGGAUCACGUUCUUGGCAAAGGGAGAAAGAAGAUGGUGACCUUUAGGCAGCUUGAGAUACUGUUUGGGUCCAAGGCUGCUCAGAUCAGGAGUCCAGUGCUGAGAUAUGUCACAAGCCUUGCCAACACCUUCUUUGCAAGGAAGCCACUGGGACAAUCAAUGAAGGAGAAGUCAAGCUCCUUGACAUGGGAAUCAAGCCCAUCAUCUCACGCACAAGGAUGGGAAGAAGAUCAGAGGAGACAGGGCACACAGGAAUUCAUGCCUCUCCUUGAUCAGCUAUCUCCUAAGACCACAGCCUACAACACUCAUCAAAAGGGAAGAAAGCUAAGUGUUGGAGGGAUCAUCACACCUAUCCUUGUGCAGCUGGUGUCAGUAAACAAGAAGAAGGCAACUCCAGCUGGUUGGAUGGACAUCAAGUUUUGCAAGACCAACCUCCUCAUUGAUCACAAGGAAGUGGAUGGGAGGUACCAAUUCAAGUUCACACACCCCACGGCUGGACCCUUCCAAGCUUCUCCUGCCCAACCCUGA